GCCAGCACCGGCAGCAAAUUCCAUGGCUGGAUCCAGAAGGCCCAAGCUGCGGGUUAUGAAGUCAAGAUCCACUGGUUCACCUUGGCCGUCGGCGAAGCCUUCAAGCGAGUCGAUCCAGAGGAUGACUGGAUGCCUGCGAGGUUUUAUCAACUGGAAGCUAUGUUGUCCGCAGCCUUCGGCGCGUCGAUGGACAGUAUGAAGAACAAGACCUAUCUCGCUAUGAAAUGGUGGCCUUUCGUCGAUGACGAUGCCACUCCACCGUGGACCGGCGUCGAUGGACACAACGCACUUGAAGACAAUUGGCCGCCACCUCCUGAGAGCACCGAGGCCAGGGACGAUCGACUUCGGUGUCCGUACGAGGACUGUCCUCGUCAUCAGCCUGGACAGGGGAUGUAUGAUCUGAGCAGUCUCAGGAAUCAUAUGUCUCUCCACGAAGAAGGAAAGUUUAGCAACAAACCCAGCAAAUGUUUCGAUCCAAGAUGUACAUAUGACCGCCUGAUCGACGCCGAUGGCGAGACCCGUGGGAAACCCGUUCAAUGGUCGAUAUUCGAGAAGCACGAAGCCCAGCACAUCAAUGGAACAGUCGAGUGUGGCGCCUGUGGUUUGAAGUUUGACAAUGGUUCCUCGCUUCUGUAUCACGUCGAUAAUUUUUGCGUUGUCGACGACGCAUCAUCGAUUCAUCAGAAAUACAUCGACGACCUACCACCAGACCCAAAGAAGGCUGAUCUCGUUUGCGAUGAUUGGCGUUGCGGUGUCAGGUACCGGUACCGGUAUCCUGACGCUUUCCAGGUCCACCUCCAGAGUCACGUCGAUGGCACUCGUGUGUGCGGUGACUGCGGCCUCAAGAUGCACUUCCAAGGUAUAGCUUUACACAGGAAGGAUUAUUGCCCGCGUCGAUUCGACCAGGACAAGGUGGUCAUCAUUACUCACUGGACGUGUCCGGAAAGCCGCUGUGGACUUUCCAUGUCCAUAUUGCAAAAGUCGGCUAUUGCCCUUCACGAAGUCUCGCACCCUAUCGACGGACCGCACCGUUGCUCAGACUGCCAACUGCCUCACGCAAGUCUCGGUGGUCUCGGCCAACACAAACAUCGCGGAUGCUACAACAAGAAGUCUGAGGUCGAGGUUGAUGUCGAUGAGCAGGAGGUUGAGGUCGAGGUCGAUACGGAAGAAAUCGAGGUUGUUCCCCGUAUGACGCGUGCUGCAGCCAAGCGCAAGCGUCAGGGUUGA
Molecule: messenger RNA, 1227 nt
Organism: Aureobasidium namibiae CBS 147.97
Lineage: Eukaryota; Fungi; Ascomycota; Dothideomycetes; Dothideales; Saccotheciaceae
Exons: 1
Source: RefSeq, a predicted model, not a curated record